AUGUCUGGCUUGUGGUUUCUCGUUGAAUGGGUGGACGAACGCACUGUAUUUUCCAAUUAUAGUGUCGUGAAUGUAUCGUGUUUAGUAGGAGAUGACAAUGAAGUACAUACUGGGAAAAUUGUUCUUUUACGCGAUAGGCACAGCGGCAUGCCUAGAAGGGGGCAGUUGCUUCGGAUAUCAGAAACGAAGCGAUGCUUGAAAGAAAUGAAAGUAAUGCUGGAAAGGCAAGACAAUCAGGUAAAAAACGUGGUAUCAAUGUGCAUGAGCACAAUGAAAGAUAUGAAAACGAGAACAAUGUACUCCCCACAAGCCAGUCUCCCGCAGGAGAGGGGACGUGUACUUGAUACCACCGAUAGCGAAACGGACCCUGAGAUUAACCCUGAAUUGAACUUUACUCAAUCUACAAUUAAAUUCAAUGCGCAACAACAAACUGGCCCCGAAUCGUUCGGGAAUACCCAAUUGAUUCGUACUCUUCAAGAGAAAUGCGUCCAAAGGCGUCGUUCGCUGGUCAGCAGCACUCCUCUACCGCCACAGCAUGCUGACAAUAACAUACUGACCUUUGACCAAGCAACCCAGACGGACGAAUAUGAAUCACCAGCUGAAAAAAUAAGGGAAAUGAACAUUGUUGUACGGCAUUUGUACAAAAAAUUCUUGGACUUAACCGCGCAAGUAGAACUCAAGGAGGCUGAGGCGGCCCGUCGUCGACGCGAAAUGUAUCCGGAAAUAGAGAUUGUACCGAUUGGAGAAGAUAUUAACGAGUCCAUUAUUUCUAAUGGAGCUCAAGAAGAUAACGCCAUCGCAGACGGAUUAAAAGUGAGGAGAGCUUCGGCCCAAACCACGAACGCUGCUGGUGCCGACGGGAUGCCAGCUGAGCAAAACUUUGAUAUGGUAUCCAUCGGUAGCGGUAAUGUUGUAGUGCCAGCUCGUCUGUUGGAGGAAAUUGAUUGGACAUCGUACACCUCGGCAACUAGACAAUUGCUACAAGCUGUAUUUCCCAGAAGAGUAUUAGCAACGCACUCCUUGACCGGUAAGCCAUCGCCAGCGUUUGCGGACAAGCCUGCAAAGAAAUGUCUUGACCCUAACAUGGUGGACGACAUAGUAACAUUGGUUUCUGAGAGAUGUGUAGUUCCCAAGAGAGUUGUUAGAAGCUGCAUUACUACUAAGUGCACUGACGAAGCGAAACUUUAUCGCAAUCGUCAGAUGCUUAAGAAAAUUCGUCAACAACAGAAUCAAGAGAAUGUUCCACCAUCUCCUGCCUCUUCUAACGAAUGUUCUAACACAGCAGAAUGA
Messenger RNA from Leptosia nina, 1290 nucleotides. The record is from the annotation of a GenBank genome assembly. Lineage: Eukaryota; Metazoa; Arthropoda; Insecta; Lepidoptera; Pieridae.